Messenger RNA from Spirodela intermedia, 1142 nucleotides. The record is from the annotation of a GenBank genome assembly. Lineage: Eukaryota; Viridiplantae; Streptophyta; Magnoliopsida; Alismatales; Araceae.
AUGACGCUCGUCGGCGGCAUCGCCACCUUCCCAUCCACCCCGCCGCCGUCGGCGCCCCCGGCUUUCCCUCCGCCAAUCGCCGCCUUCCCCACGUCGCUACCACUUCCGCGCGCCUCGUGCGCCUCGCGUUCGUUGCCGAAGCUGAAGUCGUCCCUCUCCAAGAAGUCCUCCCUCCGGCCGCCGUCCACUGCGCCUAACCCCGUCGUCAGUAGUCCAGCAAUUAUGGCGGAGGAAAGGAGAGUUUAGAGUAGUUAGUACCCUUUCCCGGCGACACGACCAUCCUCACAUCCUUGACAGGAGCGGCGGCGGCGUCUGGGGGCACGGUGCUGUACUCCUGCGCGCCGCCGAAUACGUCGGAAACUGGCGAGGCGCUGGAGCUCCACACGAACAUGUGCAGGUCCUUGCCUCCUUCGUCCCCUUUCGCCACGACCUGCGGCUGCCCGUUGGCCUUCCUCGCUCCGCCGGCAUUGGGCAUGGACACGGUCUUCGCCGGCGCUGUCGGUGGAGGGGAGAGCACCCCCGGAUUGGGAGCUGGGUAGCUGUGCAUUGCCGCUGAAACAGGCGGCGCCGCCGCCGUGUGGUAGUGAAACCUGGAUUUCGCGCCGCCGGCUCCUCCGGCGGCGAUGUUGUCCUCCUCGUAAUAGUUCGACGGGCGGGGGGUUGGACCCCGGGAGGUGGCUACCAUGCCGAAGGCAUCGGUGGCGCCGAAGUUGGAGCUCCGCCCAGCCAUGGAGUAGAAGUCGGUGUGGUUGAAGCUGGAACCCCUCGGUGUGGGGUUGCGGGACGACUGCAGCGAGUAGAUUUCCGCGUUGGUGAGGUUGGAAGGGCGCGGCGUGGUCGCGGAGAAGCCGACAGAGCGGCGGGAGAAGACGUCGGAGCGGGAGGCGUUGGAGCGGCGGACGGUGAUGUGGACCUUGCCGUCCUCCUUGACCUCGGCGUCGGCCUCGAUGGCGCCCUCGCGGUGGCCGUCGAGGGAGACGACGUCGGAGUCGACGGCGAUGGAGACAAUGGAGCCGGCGACGUCGGGGAACUGCUCCGUGAUGAGGAGGCGGGCGGCGCGGUACUCGUACAUGAAGAGCAUGAGGGUGUACCAGAUGAUGCACUGGAGGACGACGAUCUGCACCAUGAGGCUGCCGGAGUAG